AGCUCUUUCUUCGCUGCUCCACACCCGCCACCAGUUCGCCAUGGAUGACGAUAUCGCUGCGCUCGUUGUCGACAACGGCUCCGGCAUGUGCAAAGCCGGCUUCGCGGGCGACGAUGCUCCCCGGGCCGUCUUCCCCUCCAUCGUGGGCCGCCCUAGGCACCAGGGCGUGAUGGUGGGCAUGGGCCAGAAGGACUCCUACGUGGGCGACGAGGCCCAGAGCAAGAGAGGCAUUCUGACCCUGAAGUACCCUAUUGAACACGGCAUUGUCACCAACUGGGACGACAUGGAGAAGAUCUGGCACCACACCUUCUACAACGAGCUGCGUGUGGCCCCCGAGGAGCACCCUGUGCUGCUCACCGAGGCCCCCCUGAACCCCAAGGCCAACCGUGAAAAGAUGACCCAGAUCAUGUUCGAGACCUUCAACACCCCAGCCAUGUACGUAGCCAUUCAGGCCGUGCUGUCCCUGUAUGCCUCUGGUCGUACCACUGGCAUUGUGAUAGACUCCGGAGACGGGGUCACCCACACUGUGCCCAUCUAUGAGGGCUAUGCUCUCCCUCAUGCCAUCCUGCGUCUGGACCUGGCUGGCCGGGACCUGACAGACUACCUCAUGAAGAUCCUGACCGAGCGUGGCUACAGCUUCACCACCACAGCCGAGAGGGAAAUUGUGCGUGACAUCAAAGAGAAGCUGUGCUAUGUUGCCCUGGACUUCGAGCAAGAGAUGGCCACUGCUGCAUCCUCUUCCUCCCUGGAGAAGAGCUACGAGCUGCCUGAUGGCCAGGUCAUCACUAUUGGCAACGAGCGGUUCCGUGCCCCUGAGGCUCUCUUCCAGCCUUCCUUCCUGGGUAUGGAAUCUUCUGGCAUUCACGAAACUACAUUCAAUUCCAUCAUGAAGUGUGACGUCGACAUCCGUAAAGACCUCUAUGCCAACACAGUGCUGUCUGGUGGCACCACCAUGUACCCAGGCAUUGCUGACCGGAUGCAGAAGGAGAUCACUGCUCUGGCUCCCAGUACCAUGAAAAUCAAGAUCAUUGCUCCUCCCGAGCGCAAGUACUCUGUGUGGAUCGGUGGCUCCAUCCUGGCCUCCCUGUCCACCUUCCAGCAGAUGUGGAUUAGCAAGCAGGAGUAUGAUGAGUCCGGCCCCUCCAUUGUGCACCGCAAAUGCUUCUAGGCAGACUGUGACUGAGCUGCGUUUUACACCCUUUCUUUGACAAAACCUAACUUGCGCAGAAAAAAAAAAAAAAUGAGACAUCAUUGGCAUGGCUUUAUUUGUUUUUGUUUUUUUUUUAAUUUUUUUUUU
Molecule: messenger RNA, 1297 nt
Organism: Microtus oregoni (creeping vole)
Lineage: Eukaryota; Metazoa; Chordata; Mammalia; Rodentia; Cricetidae
Product: actin, cytoplasmic 1-like
Exons: 1
Coding region: 41-1168 (375 amino acids)
Biological process (GO): cell motility; axonogenesis
Cellular component (GO): cytoplasm; axon; NuA4 histone acetyltransferase complex
Molecular function (GO): protein kinase binding; nucleosomal DNA binding
Source: RefSeq, a predicted model, not a curated record